CGAGAAUUUUACGAAUGAACAACUUACCUGACGUUUCUGAUCAAAAAAACAAUCUUUGAUUGCGAAAGCCAAAAACAAAACAAAAAAAACAACUUCAGUAGUGUUGGUCUCGGGCAAGAACAGAAGACCAAGCAGGCCCUUCCACUACUGAAUGAUAGCCAAGUUAGUCAACAUAAGUUCAUUUAGAUCCUGCAUAAGACGACCGGACCAAGAAAAAUGAAGACAACAACCGUUUGGUGUUUAGUAAUUGCUAUCUCAGUGUUAGCCGUUACCGAGUCCUCGAAAAGAAACUCCACAGAGGAAUCGCCAAGUGAAGGAAAAAGAUUUCUCUGGGGCGGACCUACCGUUCCCCCUUUUUUCGUUGGAGGCAAGCGUCCAGUUGGAAUUCCUGACAUUAAUCGAGGCACAGAAAUCCAGCAAGGAGCGCCCCCUUCUUUUGUUUCACUCUUCGAUCCAACCACAAACACUCCUUUUUACUCAGCCUACAAAGUUUUGCCCGUGCAGGCAAAGGACAUUGACAAGAAUUCGAGGCCCAGAAAUCAAAAAUGGAGGAAUCCUCCAGGUGUUCCUGGUGUCGAUGAUGCUUAUAAACAAGCCAACGUAGAAGCUCAAAACAAUUAUGGGAAUCAACUUACCAGAGGCCAUAUGAAUCCCUCAGGUAUCAACUCCUUUGACAUAAAUUUCAUGAAGGCUACUUUCACUCUUUCGAAUGCUGUACCUCAGUUUGAGGCAUCAAACAGCGGACCUUGGCAGGUUUUUGAGAAUAAGAUAAAAGAUUAUGCCAAAAUUACCUGUGGGAGCAUAACCCGCCAAGGAACACUUUACCUACUGACAGGCAGAUCCGAAAAUGGCCUUAAUGGCGUACCGAAGCCGCACCUUACGAACACAUUUCAAGUGGGACCAACAACAGUAAGACUUGAUACUCCUCGGGCUGUUUGGACGGCGGGAUGCUGUGUGUGGAAGGAGCCCGGAAAGUUCUUUGGAAAAUUAUGGCAAACUGAAAAGGCCGAGUCCUUUGCAGUGAUGAGCAACAAUCAUUACGACAGAAACCAGCUACACCAGACAGAAAUGAGCGUAAAAAACUUGGAGACGAACUUGAGGGCACCGGCAUCGAUCUCGAACGUGGAUUUGUUUCCAGGAAAUACAAAUUGUGCUCGAAACAACAAAAGACUAUAAUGAUAUAUACCAGGAAAAGGCUGUAAACAUUCGAAAGAAACUGUUCUAGAAACGAUCAUAAAAACAAAACAAAAAGAUUCGUUCCUGUCAUUAUAAGCCCCACUAAAACAUGCAAAAUCCUAAUUUAAGACGAAACAUAA
This is a messenger RNA of Pocillopora verrucosa, 1316 nucleotides long. RefSeq lists its product as uncharacterized. The record is from RefSeq and is a predicted model, not a curated record. NCBI's taxonomy places the organism in Eukaryota, Metazoa, Cnidaria, Anthozoa, Scleractinia, Pocilloporidae. Gene Ontology annotation, molecular function: metal ion binding; nucleic acid binding; hydrolase activity.